Molecule: messenger RNA, 783 nt
Organism: Macroventuria anomochaeta
Lineage: Eukaryota; Fungi; Ascomycota; Dothideomycetes; Pleosporales; Didymellaceae
Product: catabolite repression protein CAT5
Exons: 2
Coding region: 1-783 (260 amino acids)
Biological process (GO): ubiquinone biosynthetic process
Cellular component (GO): mitochondrial inner membrane
Molecular function (GO): 3-demethoxyubiquinol 3-hydroxylase activity
Source: RefSeq, a predicted model, not a curated record
AUGUCCGCCAAACUUCUCUCACCAAAUGCAUUGGCCCGCAGCCAUGCACCAAUACUCGACUUCCUCGCGCCUCGAACCCUCACAUCAUGCACAUCAUCGAUAUCACGCCAGCGGCGGCGACACCAAAGCACCACACCAUCACCGCCCACACCAGACUCCGCAGCAGCCUCAGGCCUCAACCCCCCAACAAACGCCGCAACACCUAUCCACCAACUUUCCGAACAACAGCGCGCCUUCCUCUCCUCGGCGCUCCGCGUGAACCAAACCGGCGAGCUGGCCGCAAUCCUAAUCUACUCUGCACAGUCCCCGAUCCUAACACGCUCACACCCGCACCUCCGCCCGCUGAUGAAGCACAUGUACGACCAAGAAGCCGGGCACUACAAGUUCUUCAACGAAGUCAUUUCCAAGCACAGGAUUAGACCAACGGCUAUGACACCGCUCUGGACCGCCGCCGCAAGCUUUCUAGGCUGGAGCACAGCGGUACUCGGGAGAGAGGCGGCGAUGGCGUGCACGGAAGCCGUGGAGACGGAGAUCGGUACGCACUACAACGAGCAAGUCCGGGUUUUGCUUGAUUGGGCGCAGAAGUGUGGGGAGCGGGGGGAGAGUCUGGGGCCGGAGUUGGAGGCACUGGUGGGGCAGUUGAGGACGAUUAGGGAUGAGGAGUUGGAGCAUUUGGAUCAUGCGGUCGAGAAUGAUGCCAAGGAGGCGCGGCCGUAUGAGCUGCUUACGGAGGGGAUAAGAGCAGGGUGUCGCGGGGCGAUUUGGGUUUCUGAGCGGGUAUAG